Contarinia nasturtii (swede midge) is the source of this 719-nucleotide messenger RNA. RefSeq lists its product as uncharacterized. NCBI's taxonomy places the organism in Eukaryota, Metazoa, Arthropoda, Insecta, Diptera, Cecidomyiidae. The record is from RefSeq and is a predicted model, not a curated record. The coding region runs from base 85 to 591 and encodes 168 amino acids. The transcript is spliced from 2 exons.
GAAAGAGUUCUUUUAUCGAUCACUUUUAUUUCAGCUUCGAUUGCAAGCUGACUUAAAUUGAGAUAGUUUAGUUCGAACUAAGGCAUGGAUCAACAAAAUGUCGAGAAAAAAUCGUACGAUGAAAAAAGUGAUUCAAAAAAUCACAACGAUUGGAGCAGCCAAUCAUAUGCUGAAAACUACCGAUCGAAUUCUUCGCGUAGAAUUUUUGGGGGACUAUUGAAUCGUAAAAUCUCUAGUAAUACCACAUUCGGUCGCUCAUCGGCAUCAUCCGAAUCGUCAUGGAGCUAUGAUGAAAAUUCCAAACAAAAUGGUUUGGAUGCUAGUCGAAAUUCAAAUAAUUCAGAACUCUCGGGUUCAUCGGCACCAUCUGAGUUAUCAUGGAACUCAUCUGGUAGUGAAAGCAUAAUAUUCUCGUCGUCGAACACUGACUCUCGAUCGAGCAGCUCGAGCGGAUGGGACACAUCAUUUCUAACGAGUUCACAUUCUAAUCAAAGUCCGGACAAUCAAAGGCGCGGAUCAUAUACAUAUCAAACGACUUCAGACGAGUCAUCCAAUUCUGAAUUUGAACAUUUGUACGCGAGAAAAAAAUGAAUUUCAAAUCAAGAAUUUACAGAAAAAUAUCACAAUAUUUCAAAUGAUGUAGUAGCUCACUUUAAUACUAAUCACAAAUGUUUCACAUUGAAUAAUAAUCAAAAUUAUUAAUGAAAGGAAAUUUAAAA